AUGACCAUGCUGGCCAGCUCCACCGCGGACGAGAAAAGCCUGGAAGAGGCGCAUACUAGCCGCCUGGAAGAGGCUCGCAUGCUCGUGCGGGCGAGACGCCAGGAGGCAAAGGCGCGGCAGGCCGCGAUGGCAGCAGCGGCCGUCGAGACUGCAACCGUGGCGGGAGGUGGCGGCAGUAACAGCUCCACUACGGCCAAGGAUCCAGCAGCUCCUACGAAACCAACGCUCCCCGGCUCGGGGGUUAGUAGCAGUGCCUCUACUCGCUCUAGAACUUCGAAUGUUGAUGUUGCAUCUGGCGGCAAGAAAUCGUCGAGCCGCUUCCGCAGCAGCGGCGCAAUCAGCAGCAACAGCCGUGGUACACGGGGUGGGGUUUACCCUCGAGGGCGGCCGGGCGCGGAGAGUAGGGGAGCUAGAGGACCAGGAGGAAAAGGGUUCGGAGUUAAACGUCGCAGAGUCCUGCCAGACUUCACAAAGGCCACGAAGGCUACCGCUGUUCCUGUGCUUGCUGCUGUCGGAGACGGAGAUGACACGGGGCUGGUGGCGGCGAUACGGGCGACUCUGGACCAAACCAGGGCGCAACUGGCCGGGCGCAAGCCUUCUACGUCAGCGGCAGCGGGAGGGGUGCUUCCUUCGCUCACACACGGCGCCACGCAGCAGGGCUGGCUGCGUGUGAUCGGCCUCAUCCGCCGAGCGUGCGGAGGGACCGAAGAAAGCGAUCGUGGAAGCAGCGGGGGACCGAAUGGCGCCGCCCCCGGCGGUGUCGAGAGCAGCGGGGUGCCUCCUCCCACACCACCUCCUCGGGUUGCGUUUGAGCUGGCCCUUGAGGUCUGCGUCCUGUGCGAGAGGCCGGAUGCAGGGUUGGAGGUGCUGAGUCUCAUGCGCUCGACGGGGUUGCAGGCGGAUUUGGACGACUACAAGACUGUGCUCAAGGGCUACAGCGCCAACAGAAAGCAGGGCAAGGCUCUCUUCACCGUGCAGACGAUGUCGGCGGUGCAGCAGGCCGGGCUGGUAGCGGACAUCGAGAUGCUCUCUGCGGCAAUGGACGCGUGCUCCAAGGCCAGGGACACCGAGGGGGCGGUGCACUUCAUGGACCAGGCCAUUAGGCUCGGGCUCAAGCCGGACGACACCAUGUUCCGCGAGGCCAUCCUCGCCUAUAGUCUUGCCGGAAAGUGGGUCGAAGCCCGCGAUUUAGCCUUGCAGUGGCGGGGACAAGCGCCGUCACCUGCGUCAUCAUCAACACCAGGGGGCGAUGGUGGUGGCGCCGUCAGUGUUGGUCUGGGUAUCAGCCGCCCUCCUCCGCCGACGGUGUGCAACACGGCUAUCCUCAAGGCCAUGGGCAAAGCCGGCAAGGUGGAUGAGGCGAUCGCCUGGCUGGGGGACACCUACGACGCCGCCACCGCCACCGCCACCGCCGCCUCUGGGGCGGGUACAACCGAAGAUGAACAGGGAAGCGUUCGCGGGUUUGUUUGUUUGGACCACUCGUCGUUCAUGGCCGUGCUGUCGGCGUGCUCGAAGGCGGGGAGGUGGGGGUCGGCGCUGUCGGUGCUGCGGGAGAUGGACCGCGCCGGGGUUACCCCGGAGACCGUCGCAUUCAACACUGUUCUCGCGGCGUUCGAGCACCGCGCUCACUCUGGCGGUAGCAGCAGCGGUGGUGGCGCUGCCAAGAGAGAGGCGCCCCGCUGGCCCAUGGCGCUGGAGCUCCUCGCCGACAUGGAGAGACGCGGCGUGGAGCCGGACGUGGUGACGUACAACAGCUUGAUCAACGUGUUGCGCUGGGGGGGGCAGCGGGACAGGGCGCUCGAGAUCUUGGACGGCAUGAACGCGAAGGGGGGAGCGGGGGGAGUGCGGCCCGACGUCAUCACAUACAACAGUGCGAUCGCCGCGUGUGCCUCGGGCGGCGAGUCGAAGAAGGCGAGCCAGUUGAUCGGCGAGAUGCGCCGCAAGGGGCUCAAGCCCGACCGCUACAGCUACACCAGUGCCAUACACGCCUGUUCAAAGGCCGGAAACCCCGAGGAGGCGCUGCGGCUGCUGAGGGCAAUGGAGGCCAGCAAUGUGGUUCCCGACGUGAUCGCCAUGACGGCGUGCAUGGAUGCCCUGGCGGCAGGCGGGAAGUGGUCGGAGGCGAUCACGAUUCUGGACGAGAUGCGAUCCAAGGGGGUGACUCCCAACGAGAGGACCUACAAGGCGGCGAUACAGGCAUGCGGAAGGGGGGGGCAGUGGCAGCGCGCGCUGGAGCUCCUGUCUCGCCUCGAGAAUCGGGCAUCCGGGGCGACAGUCCAGGAGUACAAUUGCGCCAUGAUGGCGUGUGUAACCGGGGGCGAGUCUGGGCGAGCGCUAGCCCUGUUGGAGCAGAUGAAGGCCAACAAGGGCGGUGUAAACGCGGGGCCCGAUAUGGUAACCUACACAAGCGCCAUCAUGGCCUGCAGUUCAACCGGCAAGUGGGACAGAGCGCUGUCCUUGCUGGACGAAAUGCGUGAAGCCGGGCCCCGCACUCAGCCGAACAUCCGGAGCUACACUGCGGCCAUCGCGGCGUGUGGACGGGCAAGGAAGUGGGAGGAGGCGGUGGCUCUGCACUCGAAGCUCUUGGAGGAGGGGAUGUCGCCCGACCCUGCCAGCUUCAACGCCGUUAUACGCGCUGCGAGGCGCGGGGGGCAGCACAAGCUGUCGAUGAAACUGCUGGCAUCCAUGGUCGAGGCCGGCCUCACGCCGGACGGGGUGACCGUCGGAGAGCUCAUCUCUUCCCUCUCUGACCGAGGGAGGUGGGACGACGCCCAGCGCGUCGUGGAGAUCGCGGAAAAGACGGGAGCCAUCCCGGCGUCGUCUCUGGACAGCGACUUCGAGGUGGACGUGAGCCAGCUGCCACCUGCGAUCGCCAAAGUCAAGGCACGAGGCACCCUGCAAAGAAUUCUCGACGUCUGGCGGGAAAGCAGCGGCAACGCCGAAGGCGGCGGAGCUACCUCCAGUCCUCUCGAGGACCUCGUUUUCGUAACUGGUACGGGGAGCGCCACGAAGCCCUCCCCCGCCCCCGACACCGCCGCUCCAUGGGCUGGCGACGUCAUCGACGACGAUGGUAGCGCUGGCGACGGUAAAGAUAUCGUUAUCGAUGUUACCGUCUCCGACGACACGUCAACCACGAGCACCGAGAGCGCCAGGGCCGAACCGACAACGACAAGCUCUGCCUCCGUGGAGACCAUGGGAACAGCGGCUUCAGGCGCCGCCGCGGGUCGAGGAGGGUGGCGAGUGGCCCGAUUUUCGGACCGCAGUUUCGGUCUUGGGCGGGUGUUAGUUGAACACCUCAGGACGGCGUUUAAUCCCCCGCUUAAGGCGCAACCGAGGGAGUUUGUGGCCGGGUGUCUCGUGGUGAAGGUGGAAGACCUGGAGACAUGGGCAGCAGCGCAGGAGGGGGGGGGGUCAUUGUAG
Messenger RNA from Ectocarpus siliculosus, 3420 nucleotides. NCBI's taxonomy places the organism in Eukaryota, Phaeophyceae, Ectocarpales, Ectocarpaceae. The record is from the annotation of a GenBank genome assembly.